Molecule: messenger RNA, 858 nt
Organism: Camellia sinensis
Lineage: Eukaryota; Viridiplantae; Streptophyta; Magnoliopsida; Ericales; Theaceae
Source: RefSeq, a predicted model, not a curated record
ACCCUAGUUCCCCUUUCACUCUAAACCCCUCUCUCUCUCUCUCUCUCUCUCUCUCUCUCUCAAGCGAAGCAGCUGCAUUUCCAAUGGCAAAAGGGUCGGACAAAGGGUCACGACAGGUAAUCUCCCAUGUCUAUUCUGGAAAAGCAUCUGAAGUUUCGAGGACUAGUUGCAAGGCUACCACAGCCUUCAAAAGGCCAUCUGAGCAAUCGCAGGCCUAUGAGAGAACUACUAGGGUCAAGCACGAGGAUAAGCAGAGCGGCAAUUAUGAACGCUAUACCAGAAAGGAGAAAGCCUCAAGCGGUGAGCGACAUGUGGAGAAAGGAAGUGGACGAGUUGGUGUGAAGGAUGAGUUCACAAAGCAAUCAACCAUCAAAAUUGGUAACAAAAGUGGCUACACUGAAUACCACACUGAAGAGAGGGUUCGAAAUGUCAACUUUGGCACUGGCAGUGGUGGCAGCGACGGAAAUGGUCCAAACAAUUGCUUGACAUACCAUGACAAUAGCAGUUAUGGUAACAAUAAUAGCAGUGGCGGUUACGGCAACAAUGGUGGUUACUAUGGCUACAACUAUGAUGAUGAUAACUCUGGCCCUGGCUAUGAUGACUACAGUGAUGACGAUUACUAGGAUCAGUCCCUUCAUCGUGAGAUGAUGCAGUCGUCAUUCUGAUCAGUAAUAUGGAGUUUCCUAAGUUCUUUAUGCUUUCUUAUGCUUGCUUUUAGUAUGGUAGUUCCUAGUACAUAUUUUGCUUUUUUUCUUUUUAGUUGUAAGUUGACUGACUGCCCUGCUUGAUCUGAUUAGCGGAAAUGUGCAGUUCUAUGCACUUGGUAAGAAUUUGGUGGCUGUUUAUAAUAUUAACCUC